Messenger RNA from Acaulospora colombiana, 2142 nucleotides. The record is from the annotation of a GenBank genome assembly. NCBI's taxonomy places the organism in Eukaryota, Fungi, Glomeromycota, Glomeromycetes, Diversisporales, Acaulosporaceae.
AUGGAGAUUUCGAUCCAAUCUCAAGAUCGUAAAUGGGAGCAAGUAAAAGUUACUGAUGUUUUCGUUACCAAUGAACCCGAACUUGAAUCUGUACUAAUAUUGGGUCAGCCGUGGUUCCAGGAAAAUGCAAUGAAACUGGACUUCCCAAAUAAAAAUCUCACAUUACUCAAUGGAACUAGUUGUGAGGUUAAGUUAAUUGAGAAUAUUCGGGAAAUUGAAGUUGUACAAGGUUUGUUACAAGGAUUUUCAGCAAACUCUAUAGAAGGAGAAAAUAUUGAAAUCAUUGAUAAUAAACCUCCAAAUUCUGCACCUGCUGAGCUUGCUCAUUUGUUAUAUCAGGCUAGUAAAGCAAGAAAAAAAUCUAUCAAAGCUAAGCAGGAAGAAAUUUUAUCUUGGGGUCGUUAUUCUGAAAAAUACGAAGAUAGAUUUAUAAAGCUUAUAUCCGAAAAUAAAAAUCUUAAGGAUAAGACUGCAAGAACCCAGAUUUAUAAUGAAAUGAAGCCAUACCUCACGGGCAUUUCUGAUGAAUAUUUACGCAAAAUAACAAGUAAAGCAAGAAAAAUUCUUAAGCUAUUUGGAUGGGAAUAUGAUACUAUAACCCAGGAAAAAGUCAAUGGAAUAGGAUGGCAUAUGGUUAAACAAGUUACUUACAGUGCCGAUACUAUUUCAAGACUUACUAAUAUUGAAAUCCAGUAUAUUAUAGAUCAAGUAACUUCGGCACAAGUUGGUAUGACGGUAUCAAAAACCGUGAACACUGUUCACGAUCAGGAGUUGAAAUUAACAGAAAACGAGAUGAGUAUCUCAGAUAUUGAAGCCUCACCUAAUAAUACGACUCAAAUCUUUAGCCACGAAGACGUUUCACCUAUUGUUGCUGGUACAUCUGGCACGUCUGGUACAACCGCAAAAUACAAAGGUGUCGAAAUAUUUGAAAAUGCUCCUCUCCUUCGAACGGAGCUAUCUAGUGGCUCCUCGUCAGCCCCUUCUAAAAUCUGGGUCAAGCAUGGCGACAGUAGACCAUCGAAAGUUGUUUUUGACGGAGGAGAUGUGGAUGAUUUGAUAAGAGCGAUCAAGAAGGAACUGUCAAAUAAAUUGAGUGACAUUGAUGCUGACAUCACUUUAAGAAGACACGGUGAAAAAGAAGAUUUGCGCCAUGGUCUUCCAGUGGAUAAAAGUUUUGAAAAUAAUGAUGACACACCUCUACAAGUCAUUGUAAGUGAACCUGAAGUUUUAAGCGAGAUCGUAAAAAGUGCAGUGCGGGAAGAAUUCUCCCGGCAAAAGCAUGCUAAUCAGGUCCGAGUAUCCAAUCUUUCUGAAACAAAUAUGAAUGAAAUCAUGAAUAACCUUGGAGUAAAGGUCGCCGAAUUAAUAGAUGAAGACUUCCAAUCACUUAGUCCCGUGUCAUGCCAACCUUUUAUAUGGGAUAUGGAGAGGGAGGAAGCUCAGCAGAUGCGUAAUGUUGAAAUAUGGUUUAAGAAUACGCUAGAUCUACCGAGAGGGUUUCAUGUGAAGGAUAUCCAUACGCAGGCAAACUAUCAACGACCCUUGCAAGGAGCGAACGUCGUUUUAACGGGUGGUUCUGAUGUAUCUAUUGGACCAAGUGGGACAGCUUGCGUCUGGAUUAAAGCUAAGAAAACAAAGGAGGAUUUCAAAGAAGGUCAAGCUAUAGGAGAGUUAUUAUUAUUAGAUAAUCUCCACUCUAUAAGUUCAAUGGUUGUCUUGACGGAUUGUAAUGCCCAUUGGAUUAUUUUCUUUUUCAUAAAAAUGGAUGAUGAACAAAACAUGGCAACAUGUAGAACUCAUAAUCCUGGCAUUGCCUUGGCGAUAAUUAAACAGUUUGUACUUGAAGAAGGAAAAAGGUUUCACAGUUGGAUAGGAAAGACUGUCGACUACGGUGUAGACCUACUCACACCUCUUCAGAAGAAAACGAAAUUCACCGAACACAUUCCUGGAGCAGAUUAUGAAAACAGGAUGGCAGAUAUGGUUGGCGACAUGUCUGAACAGGAAUUGUUCAAUAUGACGGCUCGCAAGAAGUUAACGAUGUUAAGAAAUUGGUGCAAACUAGACGAACAACCACAAGUAGAUCAACUUAUUAGGCAGUUUAGUGAUGAUUAUGAAAAUCCACCACCACUGAUGUUCAUAUAA